Molecule: messenger RNA, 1265 nt
Organism: Neopelma chrysocephalum (saffron-crested tyrant-manakin)
Lineage: Eukaryota; Metazoa; Chordata; Aves; Passeriformes; Pipridae
Product: spectrin beta chain, non-erythrocytic 2-like
Exons: 3
Biological process (GO): actin cytoskeleton organization
Cellular component (GO): plasma membrane; cell projection; cortical actin cytoskeleton
Molecular function (GO): actin filament binding
Source: RefSeq, a predicted model, not a curated record
ACGAGGAUGAUGAGGACGACGAGCGCUCGGCCGCGGUGCUGGAGCGGCGGCUGCGGGAGCUGCAGGAGGAGCUGCGGCGCCGCGGGACGGCCCUGGCGGCGCUGCGGGAGCAGGCGGGGACCGAUCCCGGUGCUGAUCCCGAGGUGGUGCCGGGGCUGCCGGCGCGGCUGGAGGAGCUGGAGCGGCGGCACCGGGAGCUGGAGGCGCGGGUGGAAGGACGGCGCCGGGAGCUGCGGGACCUGCUGGCGCUGCUGGCGGCGCGGGGGGAGGCCGACGCCUGCGGCCUCUGGGUGGGAGAGAGGGAGCAGUGGCUGCUCUCCAUGGAGAUCCCCGAGCGCAUCGAGGACCUGGAGGUGGUGCAGCAGCGGUUCGAGACGCUGGAGCCGGAGUUGGCGGCCUUGGGCGCCCGAGUCGCCGCCGUCGGUCGCGCGGCCGAGGAGCUCCAGGGAUCCGGGGAACGGACCCGGGAGAGGGCCCGGGACACCUGGGAACAGCUCCGGGACAGGUGGGAGCGUUUCCGCGCCCUGACCGAGCAGAAGAAGGCGGCUCUGACCUCGGCCCUGGACAUCCAGAACUUCCGCCUGGAGUGCGACGAGACGCGGGGCUGGAUGCGGGAGAAGGCGGCGGCCAUCGAGGCCGCGGGGCGGGCGCCGGGCCGGGACCCGGCGGGGCUGGCGGCUCUGCAGCGGCGGCUCUCGGGGCUGGGCCGCGACCUGGAGGCCAUCGAGGGCAAGCAGCGGGAGCUGCGGGCGCAGGGCGAGCGCCUGGCGCGGGAGCAGCCGGAGCGGGGCCCCGAGGCGCGGGAGCGGCUGCGGGCGCUGGAGGCCGAGUGGGCCGCGCUCGGCCGCUGCCUGCGGGGCCGCCGGGACGCCCUGGGGCAGGCGAGGAGGCUCCAGGCCUUCCUGCGGGACCUGGCGGCGCUCCGGGCCUGGCUGGAGAGGGCGAGGGAGGCCGCGGGAUCCGAGGACGUGCCGGCGUCGCUGGAGGAGGCCGAGGGGGCCCUGAGGAGCCACGAGAGCCUCCGCACCGAGAUGGGCCAGUACGGAGCCGAUUACCGGAGCGCCCGCGCCGCCGGCCGGGAGCUGAGCCAGGGCCGGAGCGACCCCCAGAGCCUGUCCCUGCUCCAGAGGCUGGAGGCGCUGGACGGGGACUGGGAGGAGCUGGGAAGGGCCUGGGAGAGGCGGCAGCAGCUCCUGGCCCGGGCCGUGGCCGUCCACGCGUUCCUGAGGGACGCCAAGCAGGUGGAGGGGACGCUCAGGAAGCAG